UUUCAGUCCAUGUGCUCGACGAUGGAAACGACGCGAACGCUCGAGGAGCUCAUGCCAGAGCUCGGGACUGCGUUCGCGGCGCAGGAGGCAUCUCUCUACCGCUGCGUCUCGGCCAUGUCGACUUCAAUCGCUCGCGCCGAGGACGAGGCGCGACAAAAGGUGAGCGCGAACGAGAUCCAAGCACUGCGUCUCAAGGUCCGCGACACAAUGGACUACGUAAACGAGGCCAAGAAGACGAUGCACAGCCUCGAGCGGUCCAUGGAAACUCUCUCGGCCGAGAUCGAGAGCCUCAAGCGCGAAAACGUCGAGAAGGAUCGGGCGAUUGUAGCGCUGCAAGACGACCUCGAGGACGCGCGGAGUUCGCACGAUGACCAGCUUACGGAGCUCGACAAAAGUUUGAGUUCAUUUUUAAGGUCAAGAUGGAGCAGAAAGACGUCAUCAAGCGCCUCGAGAGGCAAGAGAGGGCGUCUGUCGACAUGCGCUACGGCAUUACGAUGCUCUCUAAAUCCAUCAACGAUGAAGGCCUGGAUGAUGACGGAGGCAUCACGCCCGUCUCGCUCGACUCGAAGCUCGAUGUCAUUGCGUCUAUGCUUAGCAAGCCGCAGCGUGGGACCCUCUCCGGCGACUCACUGCCGCGCAUUGCGUUGCCAGCUCACGUUGAGUCUAUUUUGCGUACGGACCGUAGCAGCAUCCGCAGCAACAACGACAUCUCUCGACCGUCCAGCGCUGCCGAGAACGCGCUACGAGCACCCCUUGGUGGGGAUAUGUCAACGCGGGCAUCAACACCAGAAACCAACCGUUCUGCUGCAUCGAGGCUUCGCGCAGGUACUGUUUCGGGGCGCGAAGCAGCUGCCCACAACGUCGUUUCGGUUGGCAAAGAGACUGUGCCACCGACUGAGCCCUCCGCGACGGAUGUCACAGUCUCAAGUACAUCGCCCACCGCAAAGGCUGAGUCAUCGUUGGUGCUUUCAACAAACGAGGAAACCCCGCAGCUCCCAACAACCGUGCCGAUGGCACCAACGGCCCCAGCAACAAAUGCCGAUACAGUCGUUGUCGAAGAUGAAGUCGAGAGCAUCUCAACACUCGGCAACGAACCAGCGUCUACACCCGAGUCCAGUCCGACACCCAGUCCAAACGCAAUUCAUCAGCAAGGCAAUCCGUCGACUGAGGCUUUGAAAGAGAGUUCUGAAUCGCUACCGGCGGUGUCUUCUCUCGAGCCCGAUGCUAGUGGAUCACCACCGCUCGAGUUUGUCCGCCCUCCGCUGCGACGACGAUUGAGUAUGAGUGAACGACUCUCCCAUGGCAACCUCAUCCAGAGCAUGAUCCGCGAAGAUGCAGUACCAAGGGACCUGGGGACGGUUGAAACCGCGCCUUCACGAAGCGACUAUGAGAGCGCAUCAGAGACGGCGGAUGCUGACGGUACCUCAGAAGACCCCAAGAGCCCCGCGUACUACCGAGUGCUUUGGCGCUGGGCUAUUUGCCACGUCGUCGCCAUUAUGCGUAUCCACGGUUCGGCGGGUGCCAACAAGA
This is a messenger RNA of Saprolegnia parasitica CBS 223.65, 1530 nucleotides long. RefSeq lists its product as hypothetical. NCBI's taxonomy places the organism in Eukaryota, Oomycota, Saprolegniomycetes, Saprolegniales, Saprolegniaceae. The coding region runs from base 10 to 1176 and encodes 388 amino acids. The transcript has 3 exons. The record is from RefSeq and is a predicted model, not a curated record.